AUGGAAGAGUCUUCUAAGUCAGUAAUUACUGCCGAUGGAAUCCUUGCUGAUGCAUUUGAUCAACGCAAAGAGGUUAAGCCAUUAGGUAACUUGGAUGUGUUGGACUUGGAAGAACUGAAAGUUUGGCAGCGCCAAAAGCGAACUGAAUAUGAAGAUGUACUGAAAAGGAACAGACUAGAUUUACGGCAGUGGAUUCGAUAUGCUGAAUUUGAAUUACAGCAACAUGACAUUCGUCGUGCGCGGUCUGUUUUUGAAAGAGCGUUGCUUGUUCGUUCGGAUUAUAUUCCAUUAUGGGUACGGUAUAUUGACAGUGAAUUAAAAUGGAAAAACGUAAACCAUGCAAGAAAUCUGCUUCAUAGGGCAACAAAUCACCUCCCAAAGGUUGAUACACUAUGGUAUAAGUACGUGUUUGUCGAGGAAUCGCUAGGACAUGUAGAUUUCGUGAGGGGUAUCUAUACCAAAUGGUGUUCGUUGGAGCCCAGUCCAUCAGUUUGGGAUUCAUUCAUUGAUUUUGAAAUAAGGCACAGUUGUUAUCAUCAUGUCAGGGACAUUUAUAGCAAAUACGUUAUGGUUCAUUGCGUUGCAGAAGUUUGGUUGAAGUGGGUAUCAUUUGAAUCUAGGCAUGGCGGCAUAUCUACCGUACGAAAAGUGUACUCUUUGGCGCUAGAUACGUUGACUGCGUACUCUUACGUUGAUAUUAAAGAAAUUGAACAAAUGAUUAUCUCGUUUGCAAAUUGGGAAGCAUCUCAACAAGAAUACGAACGUAGUAGGUCAAUAUACUCAUUAUCCGUCAAUAGAUGGCCAGAAUCAUCUGUCUUAAAGGAUGCCGCUUAUUUAUUUGAAAAGAAGUUUGGAAAUGGUUAUGAUAUCACUGAAUCCAUAAUAGUGAAAAGAAAAAGAGACUAUGAAGCCCAUCUCUCAACUAAUCCAAUAGAUUAUGAUAGUUGGUGGCUAUACUUGGAUUUAAUAGAAGAGAAUUUUGGAACUGAACUAGAAUCUGCGUUUGAAAAGGCUACAAUAAGAAAUAUCCCAAUAACGGCAAUGAAGGAUAUCGGGUGGCGAAGAUAUAUAUAUAUAUGGAUUCGAUACUUAGCCUUUUUAGAGUUACAUUACUCUGAUAUUGAGCACAUACGAGCAACUUACCAGCGAUUAAUUAAAGAAGUUAUUCCUCAUAAUAAGUUUACCUUUGCUAAAAUAUGGAUUAUGAAUGCUAAGUUUGAAAUACGCCAGGGACAAGUCACGAAGGCCAGAAAACUCCUUGGGAUGGCUUUAGGUUUAUGCCCCAAGCGCAAGCUUUUCAAGUACUAUAUCCAGUUAGAGAUCAUGUUAAAGGAGUUUGAUCGAGUAAGGAAGCUGUAUGAGAAAUAUCUUGAAUUUGAUUAUACAAAUCUAGGAAUUUGGUGCGAGUAUGCAGAAUUGGAAAGCAAUUUGGGUGAUGAAGAUAGAGCACGAGGUAUAUAUGAACUUGCCCUAAAGGAAGAAGUAGGAUUAUCGCAUUCUGACCGAACAACACUAUUUGAGCGAUAUAUCCAAUUCGAAACUAAUAUAGGAGAAUACUCACGAGCUAGAAAGUUAUAUGAUCUCUACUUAAUAGAGAGUGAUUUUGCUUCUAAUGUGUGGGUCUCAAAAGCGCUAUACGAAAUCUCGGUUCCUUCGGAAUCGCAGCUGGCGGCUUAUGAAGAGAAAUUAAAUGAAGCUGAUGAAGUUUACAACGAAGAAGAGUUUGAAAUAACUGAUGAAAAUCUUAAUCAAGCUCGCCAGUGUUUUGAAAGUGCGCUAAAGCAUUAUGCGUUAGCGAAGGAUAGCGAUAACAGGGUUCUUAUUCUAGAAGCGUACAAGGAUUUUGAAUAUGUCCACGGUAGUAAAGAAACUCAAGACAAGAUAAAUAAAAGGCUACCAAAAGCAGUAACGAAAAGGCUUCUGGAAGAUGGUAUUGAAAAGGAAUUUAUUGAUUAUAUAUUUCCUGAUGAUUUAAUAGAGAAUACCAACCCUAACUUAUCCAAAUUUGUAGCAUUAGCACACAAAUGGAACAAAGAAAGAAAAGAUAGAUAA
Molecule: messenger RNA, 2052 nt
Organism: Eremothecium sinecaudum
Lineage: Eukaryota; Fungi; Ascomycota; Saccharomycetes; Saccharomycetales; Saccharomycetaceae
Gene: CLF1
Product: Clf1p
Exons: 1
Coding region: 1-2052 (683 amino acids)
Biological process (GO): spliceosomal complex assembly; mRNA splicing, via spliceosome
Cellular component (GO): precatalytic spliceosome; U2-type catalytic step 2 spliceosome; post-mRNA release spliceosomal complex
Molecular function (GO): protein binding
Source: RefSeq, a predicted model, not a curated record